Molecule: messenger RNA, 4525 nt
Organism: Drosophila ananassae
Lineage: Eukaryota; Metazoa; Arthropoda; Insecta; Diptera; Drosophilidae
Gene: csw
Product: tyrosine-protein phosphatase corkscrew
Exons: 8
Coding region: 175-3111 (978 amino acids)
Biological process (GO): protein dephosphorylation
Molecular function (GO): protein tyrosine phosphatase activity
Source: RefSeq, a predicted model, not a curated record
GUGUGGGCAAGUUGUUACAUAAACAAGAAAUAGUAAUAGCUAAUAAAAAGAUAUAGUAUAUAUAUCUUAAAAAAAAAAGAAACAAACACACAACGCAUUAUUCCCUGUGGAAUAGUGGAAGUUUUUCGAAUAUUUUUUCCAAGUGCGUGUCGAAAAAGUGAAGAAAUAAUCAAAAUGCUGUUCAACAAGUGCCUGGAGAAGUUGUCCAGUGUGGUCAAUCACAAGCUGCAAGAGAAACAAGUCUACAAUAAUAAUAAUAAUAGUAGUUUUAAUAACAAUAAUAUAAACAAUAAUAAUGCGUAUAAUAAUCAGAGGAACUUUGAAUACGAAAGGGCUAUACAGGCCCACUAUGGCAGCCGGAAGUCGGAAAAGUCCAGGGAGCGAACGAAAACAAAGUCGGGGAAGAGGAAGUCGAUGCCGGUGGAAAAGGACGAUGUAUCGGAGGAUAUAUCCUCGCCAUCGACAGCCAAUUGCAUGACGCACGACGAGCUGGCCCAGAUAAUAAGGGGAGUGGCAAGAAAUCAAAGUAAUUCAACUUCCAAUCAAAAUCUAAAUCAAAAUCGAUAUAAUAAUCAACGGCGACCUCUGUCCGCCCAGCCAUCGGCCUGUCAUUCGAACUCCUCAUCCCAGGAAUCUUUGCAUCAUCAGUCCGUUAGUCCUGCCCCGCCCACGUAUGCCUCUUAUCCGGCCACGCCCACCUCCUGGACAGCCACACCGCCCCAAUUUCCACCAUCACCCUUCGGCACCUCCGAUAGCACCCUCUCCCUAUUGGCCAAUACGCGUUUCCAGCUCCACGGCUAUAAAUGGUUUCAUGGAAAUCUUUCCGGCAAGGAAGCUGAAAAAUUAAUAUUGGAACGUGGCAAGAAUGGUUCGUUUCUCGUCCGUGAAUCUCAAAGUAAACCCGGCGAUUUUGUUCUAUCCGUUCGUACGGACGACAAAGUAACCCAUGUCAUGAUCCGAUGGCAGGAUAAGAAAUAUGAUGUAGGAGGCGGUGAAUCCUUUGCCACAUUAUCGAAACUGAUCGAGCACUACAAGCGUAAUCCCAUGGUGGAGACGUGCGGUUCAGUGGUGCACCUGCGGCAGCCGUUCAAUGCCACAAGGAUAACAGCGGCCGGAAUCAAUGCCCGGGUGGAACAGCUAGUUAAGGGCGGCUUUUGGGAAGAGUUCGAGUCACUGCAACAGGACAGUCGGGAUUCCUUUUCCCGAAACGAGGGCUACAAGACGGAGAAUCGCAUCAAGAAUCGUUAUCGCAACAUAUUGCCAUAUGACCACACUCGGGUCAAGCUGCUGGAUGUGGAGCACAGCGUGGCCGGGGCGGAGUACAUCAAUGCCAACUACAUACGAUUGCCCACCGAUGGGGACCUGUACAAUAUGAGCAGCUCGUCGGAGAGCUUGAACAGCUCUGUGCCCAGUUGUCCCGCCUGUACGGCGGCCCAGACCCAAAGGAACUGCCCCAACUGUCAGGUGCUGAACAAGACCUGUGUCCAGUGCGCCGUCAAAAGCGCCAUCCUGCCGUACAGCAAUUGUGCCACCUGUAGCCGCAAAUCGGAUUCAUUGAGCAAACACAAGCGUAGCGAAUCCUCGGCCAGCUCCUCGCCCUCAAUAACUGCAUCCGUGAAUGGGAUUAACAAUGGACCCGGAACACCCACCAAUCUCACCAAUCAUCCGGCCGGCUGUCUAACCGGAUUGCUUAAAAAGCAUUCCGGUGAAUCGGUGGCAUACGGAUCCGGAUCCGGAUCAACCGCCGAAAGAGAAAGGGAGAGAGAGCGUGAACGGGAGAGGGAGCGGGAAAUGUUUAAAACAUAUAUCGCCACCCAGGGCUGUCUCCUCACCCAUCAGGUUAAUACGGUAACCGAUUUCUGGAACAUGAUCUGGCAGGAGAACACACGAGUGAUUGUGAUGACCACCAAGGAGUAUGAGCGGGGCAAGGAGAAGUGCGCCCGCUACUGGCCGGACGAGGGCAAGACCGAACAGUUCGGUCCGGCACGGAUACAGUGCGUCUCCGAGAACUCUACGAGCGAUUAUACGUUGCGGGAGUUCUUGGUAUCGUGGCGGGAUCAGCCAACGCGUCGGAUCUAUCACUAUCACUUCCAGGUGUGGCCGGAUCAUGGUGUCCCAGCUGAUCCUGGCUGUGUUCUUAACUUCCUGCAGGAUGUCAACACACGCCAGAGUCAGUUGGCUCAGGCGGGCGAGAAACCAGGUCCCAUUUGUGUCCACUGUUCGGCGGGAAUUGGUCGUACUGGCACUUUUAUUGUGAUUGACAUGAUUCUCGAUCAGAUUGUGCGAAAUGGCUUGGACACAGAAAUCGAUAUCCAGCGCACCAUUCAAAUGGUUAGAUCGCAGCGUUCCGGCCUCGUCCAGACCGAGGCCCAGUACAAGUUUGUCUAUUAUGCAGUCCAGCAUUACAUCCAGACCCUGAUAGCCCGGAAAAGAGCCGAAGAGCAGAGCCUACAAGUGGGCCGCGAGUACACGAACAUCAAGUACACGGGCGAAAUUGGCAACGAUUCACAAAGAUCUCCAUUACCACCAGCAAUUUCUAGCAUAAGUUUAGCCUCAAGUAAGACGCCAUCGACUCCAUCGACCUGCUCCUCGACGGACUCGAGCAUGGGCAUGGGAAUGGGUAUGGGUUUUGGCAACCUAUCAUCCGGAACGGGCACAGGCUCUGGCUCUGGUUCUGGCUCGGGAUCGGGAUCGGGUUCUGGCAAUAAGCAUGCGGGAAAGCAACAACCACCGUUGCCAACCAGUUGCAAUAAUAACAAUAACAGCAACAGCAAGGACAGCAGCAAUACAAGCAACAGCAGCAGCAGCAGCAGCAACAACAGCAGCAGCAGCAACGGCAUCAGUGGCAGCAAUGGCAAUAUAAAUGCAUUACUCGGUGGCAUUGGUUUGCGGAAACAUCACCAGCAGAGGGGAGAGGAGCAUCAGGUUGGAGUAUCAGGAGCAGGUAAGCAACAACAACAGCCGCAGCAAGUGCAACAUCAGCAACAGCAGCAGAUGCAGCAGCAACAACAGCAGCCGGCACCGCCGAUGCGACCACGUCCUGGUAUACUCAAGUUGCUCACCAGUCCCGUCAUCUUUCAGCAAAAUACAAAAACAUUCCCAAAGACAUGAUGAUGUUGCCGCAGAGGCAGUUGCCGCCGGCAGUUGUUGGCCAUCAUGGCAGUCAUCAUGGUCCGUCUAACUCCACCCACGUGGAUGCAACAUCAUCCAUUGUGGCACCAGCGCCGCCGCCGCGCAAAACAUGACACAUGAAUUUCUAAGUCCCGAGAUUCUUCUCCGAAACUCGAAAAAAAAGAAAGAAACAGAAACUUGGAACGGAAAAGGAAACGGAAACAGUAACAGAAUCAUGGAAACCGGAAACGGAAACCGAAACACUGAAAGAAAAAAAAAGCAAAGCCAGAAUAGCAAGCCAAGCCCAAAAGAAAAGAAUACACUGACAGACAAAACGGGUUUCAUUUUGUGACGCACCACCCGACCCAUUUCCCAAAAAAAAACAAAAAACAAAAAAAUAAUAAUAAUAAUCAUUAAAAAAAAAGAGCCCACUUCCCAAAACCCUUGACUAUGUUUUACUGUUGUACUAUUAUUAUUAUUAUUAUAUUAUUAUUAUUAUAUUAUUAUUAUUAUUAUUAUAUUAUUAUUAUUUUUAUUAUUAUUAUUAAUUGAUAUAAUUUUUUUUUUUUAUUAAUUGUAAAUUAUAGUUUUUUUUUUUGUGUAAUUGUGUGUAGUGAUUAGUUGUACGUAUUUUGUCUCGCUUUAUGUUUUAAGUGUAACCCGCACAACCACCACCACCACCACCCCCCUCCCUUAAAAGGAUAUUUAUGUAUUAGUUUUUUAAGAAAUAUAAAAAAAAAAAGAAAAGAAAGAAAACUUGAAAAAAUUUUUGAGAAUAUUUUAAGAGGCCAGAGAGUGCAGAAGCCUGUUCCCAAAAUUCCAUUUUAAUCAGAUUUUGGUGGAAAUUCUAUUCUAUUUUUUUUGGAAAUUCAAUUACUUUCACUUUUCAAUAUUUUGAGUUUUUUGAAAACAAAUUUCCAGAAACACAUACAUACUUAUUUUUAAAAUUAAUUUUAAAGUGCAAUUUUAGUUUGAAAACAUAUAUAUUUCUUUUCCAAAAAGUGCAAUUGUUUUUUAAACUUAAUUUAUAUUUUUUUUGAAAAAAUUAUACCGAUUCCACCAAAAUUUUGUUCGAGUUUCGAGAAAGGGAAUAAAUAUAUAUAUUUUUGUUUAAAAAAAAAAAAAACUUUAGAUGUUGAAAGGAAAGGUAUAAAAAAUAAAAAUAAAAAUAAAUACAGCGCUGAUUGUGAUUCGAGUAGCAGCGAGAAGAUAUAUGAUCAGAUACCAGAUAGAAGAUAUAGAUAUCCGAUAUCAGGAUACCAGAUACCAGAUACAGAUGAGAACGGGAUGGAACAGAAACAGAUCAGAAUAUAUAAUAUAUAUUUCAAAACAGAUGAGCAGAGAUCAGAUCAAAUCGGAUCAGAUUAGAGAGUAGGAAAGCUAAGAUCGUCCCUAGGAUAGGAAUUCUCAAAAA